Molecule: messenger RNA, 645 nt
Organism: Tribolium castaneum (red flour beetle)
Lineage: Eukaryota; Metazoa; Arthropoda; Insecta; Coleoptera; Tenebrionidae
Product: NADH-quinone oxidoreductase subunit B 2-like
Exons: 2
Coding region: 1-615 (204 amino acids)
Biological process (GO): mitochondrial respiratory chain complex I assembly; aerobic respiration; electron transport coupled proton transport
Molecular function (GO): quinone binding; NADH dehydrogenase (ubiquinone) activity; 4 iron, 4 sulfur cluster binding
Source: RefSeq, a predicted model, not a curated record
AUGGGCGCAUUUUCCAAAAACGUCAUGUCACAAUUUAAAAGACUUCCAUUCCAGCUAUUUAGAAACAAGUUUUUCCACCCCAUCAGGUGCGAGUCCACCUGUCCCGAACGCCGUCCGUACUCGCCCUUCCGCCCUAAAAACCAAACCGAAUGGGUGUUAGCCCGUCUGGACGAUUUGCUGAACUGGGGCCGGAAAACCUCAAUGUGGCCCCUUACCUUCGGUUUGGCAUGCUGUGCUAUCGAAAUGAUGCACAUUGCAGCCCCGCGAUACGACAUGGACCGGUACGGCGUCGUUUUUAGGGCUUCGCCCCGCCAAACGGAAGUCAUAAUUGUGGCGGGAACCGUCACCAAUAAAAUGGCGGCAAGUUUGAGAAAAGUCUACGAUCAAAUGCCCGAACCCAGAUGGGUCAUUUCAAUGGGCAGUUGUGCCAAUGGGGGCGGGUAUUAUCACUAUUCCUAUUCCGUGGUCAGGGGCUGUAACCGGAUUAUUCCGGUCGAUAUUUACGUCCCGGGGUGUCCCCCAACCGCUGAGGCGCUCAUGUAUGGGAUUUUGCAGCUUCAGAAGAAGGUCAAUCGCCACAAUGCGAUACAGAAAUGGUUUGUUAAUCGUUUCUGACUUAAAUAAAAUAAUAUUGAUUCCCAAUAA